Molecule: messenger RNA, 2180 nt
Organism: Macrobrachium nipponense
Lineage: Eukaryota; Metazoa; Arthropoda; Malacostraca; Decapoda; Palaemonidae
Product: hexosaminidase D-like
Exons: 1
Coding region: 688-1887 (399 amino acids)
Biological process (GO): carbohydrate metabolic process
Molecular function (GO): hexosaminidase activity
Source: RefSeq, a predicted model, not a curated record
AAUUCAACGAACGUUGGGAGGACGGGCGUCACGCAUCGGGAAGUUUGUGAGUCCUAGGAAAACGGCCCCGACGUCGACCAUGCUCUUUUGGACAUCGAAGUCAAACCUUCGGGUCAUUCGUACUGUGCCAAAGACUACCCGUUCGGAGUUGUGGUGAUUAUAUGAUUCUGUCCCUGACAUUUUCGCGGUUCGAAGUGCCCUCCGUCGCGGUUAAGGUCGUCCGAAGUCAAAAGUACCCCAAAAGGUGACGUCAUGAGGGUAUGCAGCAGACGUCACAUUGCAAUCGCAUUGGCGGUCUUGAUCGUGAUUGGCGUCGUCAGAGUGUUGCUGAUGACCGACGCUGACGCCUCCCGAAGGCCCGUUUUCGUCGUGACGCCUCGAGUGGUGAAUGCGCCCCACAAGCAGACUGCAGGGAAGGAUCUGCAGACGCAACAGGGCAUUGAAACGCCCCACGAGAAAGUGUGGCACUUGGACCUCAAAGGGGGAGCUCCCAAAGUGUCUAUUAUUGAAGAUAUCAUGGGCAUAGCCAGUCAGGCUGGCGCCACCGCUGUCCUCAUCGAAUGGGAAGACAUGUUUCCUUUCACGGGGGCCUUGGCCAACCUGUCUGCGCACAACGCCUAUUCCCCGACGGAGGUUGUUCGUAUAAUGGAGCGGCAGAAAGGAAGGGCUUGGCUGUGAUUCCAUCUGAUGCAGAGUCUCGGGCAUCUCGAAUUCGCUCUGAAGCUUCCUCAGUGGGCGUCUCUGAGAGAGGGAGACAGUCCUGCAGAUGCUUGCCCUUCACAGCCGGGCACUGCCCGCCUGGUCACCGCUGCUAUCGACCAAAUCAUGUCGGUGGCACCCACCAAGUUAAUCCACAUCGGGGCAGACGAAGUGUUCACUCUAGGGACCUGCAAAGUCUGCCGCGGGCGAAAUACAGCUCCUCUGCAGCUCUAUGUGGAGCACGUGAGUAAAAUAGCCCGUCACGUGAAGUCUCAGUGGGGCGCCCGAGUGUUGAUUUGGGAUGACAUGCUGAGGCACGCCCCUACGACUCUCUUGCACACCCUGGCAGGUUUGGUCGAACCCACCGUUUGGGCUUAUGGCCCCGAUGUGACCAGAAUGGUGCCGCCUUAUAUACUUCGCACCUACGCCGCCGUUUUCCCAAACGUGUGGGUGGCCCCAGCGUUCAAGGGAGCUACUGGCCCUCGGGCCCUCAUGCCCGAUGCUGCCAGACACGCGGCCAAUACCCUGGCGUGGAUCGAAGUCGGACGUCGGAUGAAAUCCUACUCGGGGUUGUCAGUCGCUGGAAUCAUCAUAACAGGAUGGUCACGGUAUGACCAUUUCGCCGUCCUCUGCGAAUUGCUUCCUCCCUCGACUCCGUCUCUCGUCCUGUCUUUGCUGACAGCUUCGAGGGGUUACCUCACGCCCGCCACGUUGCACGACGUCCACGCCCUUCUGGACUGCCCCUCUCACGUCGUCAUCGAUCCAGCUCGUGACCCUCACCUCUGGGCGUCCAGAAACUGCGCCUUCCCGGGGGCCAACGUCGCGUCCCUUUUGCAUUCCUAUAUAAGUCUGAGGGACGACAUCCGACGCAUGAUGAAGGAGGCGGAGGAGACGGGAGGCUGGCUGACGAAGUACAACAUCGACCACAACUUCUCCCCUCCGAAGAGGAUACGGGAAGCCACAGUGGAUCUUCGGAGGCUCACCUUCGGCCUGUCUGACCUGCGAGAGGAAGCCCUGGGAGUGCUUUCCCAGUACCACGACACGGCAACCGUAUCCGAAUGGAUCGAACAGCAUCUUGUCCCGCUCAACUUGACACUUACUAACCUCGCUCAGACGACGGAGAGGUUGCUGAGCGUCAGCACUUGGCCGAGGAGGCCCUUGGACUGGCUGCCUUCUGGAGGAGCGUGAGGCCCCAAUCUUAUUUGUAUCAACAGUGUGCCAAUCUAGUCUUAAAAACUUCACGUUCGUAUAAAACAGGCGUUGAAUUGUGCAGGGUUACAUGUGACUUAUUUAACACAAUGAAAAUAAUAGUAUCAAUGAAAACUGAACCAUUGAUUAUUCUACUUGUCCAUCGACAAAGAAAUAAUAUGGUUUCGAAUUCCUAUGAAAUUAUUAUUCCCUUCAACAAGUCUUCUUCCAUUGAACGUUUUGAUUAUUUAUUUAGAUACAUGUGCCUGAAGAUAUGUGCAUUAUACGUGUAA